AUGGACUACACCUCACCAUUCACUGACUUUUCUUCUUCUUUUGACGCUGGUGGUGACUAUGUAUUAUCCUCCCGAUCUAUGCGGGAGGCUAAAACUACACUGUUCGAGUCAUGCAAAAGUUGUGUGGCGACUAUCGCUGUUGGUUCAAGGUCGUCCAAGCAGAAGGCGCCAGACUUCCUGCUCACACAGGCUUUACUCAUGAAUCUUAAUAACAGUUACAAGGAUGUAAAUCCAGAAACUGGUGAAGAGAUAAAACGCAAUGAGUAUCGUAAAAUGGGAAUUUAUGACUUCGUGCGGCGAGAUAUUGAGCGGUUUUUUGCACAUCCAGAAGAAGCUAUUGUUUCUCCUCAGUUAGUACAACCUCAGUUACCAAAAGCACCGCCUGAAUUCGUUCGCAAUGUAUGGGGAUCUGCUGCUGGUGUCGGCAGUGGAGAUUUUCAUAUAUACAGAGGGAUUAGACGAAGAGAAUAUGCUCGUUUAGAAUUGAUUGAAAAGACUGCAGAAGAGGAACGUUUAGAUAAAGAGUUUCAAAUGAAACAAAAAGAACUAGCGGAUUUAGCUGCUGAAAAAACAGCUAAAAAGCGAGCUAAACGUCAGAUGAAAAAGGCGAAAAGAAUAGCCAAAAGAAAGUUGAAAUCACAAUCGAAAUCUGGUGAAGAUAGUGAUUGUUCAGGCGAUGAACAACUGGAAGAAGUAAUGGAAACAGGAAAUAGUCAACUUGAUGCAGUUGAAGAGGAAUCUAAAGAACAGUGACACAUCUAACUUGAUCUAUAUAAGCUUGUAAAUAUUUGUUUUAUAUGAUACAUUCUUAUUAUUUAUGAUUUAAUUCUUUUUUUGUUUUUGGAUGGAAAAUUAGCUACACCUUCUGGAAGGUUUUUAAAACGUUUAUCUAAAUAAUGCGACUCAGUGUGUCAGUUCAUUAGUAUUUUUGGCAGAGAA
Molecule: messenger RNA, 939 nt
Organism: Trichobilharzia szidati
Lineage: Eukaryota; Metazoa; Platyhelminthes; Trematoda; Strigeidida; Schistosomatidae
Source: the annotation of a GenBank genome assembly